This is a messenger RNA of Solea senegalensis (Senegalese sole), 2408 nucleotides long. RefSeq names its product headcase protein homolog. The record is from RefSeq and is a predicted model, not a curated record. The coding region runs from base 267 to 1976 and encodes 569 amino acids. Lineage: Eukaryota; Metazoa; Chordata; Actinopteri; Pleuronectiformes; Soleidae. The transcript has 5 exons.
GAAGAAAACAGCAGAGCAGGAAUCAAAACAAGAGACGGACACGCCUUCGCCCUGAAAGGUAAUUUAUUCGCUGUACGUGCAGCGCGGAAACCUUCCUGUCGUCCACGAGGAGACUCAAAACAAUACAGAGAAAACAAGGAGAACAAAUAAACUAAAAACCACCAGGGCCCGCUGCACUAAUGGAGUCCACGGAAAUGUCAGGCAGCACUGACAGCCGCCGCCAAUGGUAGAGGUCGAAAAUAACACUGACAUCCGAAUCCUGUAAAAUGCCCAACCAGAAGAACAACAAGGGAAAGAAAAGCAAACGCACCAACAGUAGCGGAGAUGAGCAGGAAAAUGGAGCCUGUGCUGCCGCUGUUGCUGCAACAGGAGGUGCAGCCGCGGCGGCUACGGUGGCAUUGGCAUCGGCGGCGGCUUCAGCUUCAGCGGCUGCUGCACCGAGGAACGAGCGCUCCAGCGAGACCCAGUGUGCCACUCCUCUCGGCUGCAGCCUCGGCCGUGCCAUCGACCUGGAGAAGGACGAGUACCAGCGUGUGCUCUGCAACAACGAGCUCUGCCCUUACGGCAACUGGAUGCACCUGCAGUGCUUCUACGAGUGGGAGAGCUCCAUCCUCGUCCAGUUCAACUGCAUCGGCCGCGCGCGCUCCUGGAACGAGAAGCAGUGUCGGCAGAACAUGUGGACCAAGAAGGGCUACGACCUGGCCUUCAGGUUCUGCUCCUGCCGCUGCGGACAGGGUCACCUGAAGAAGGACACGGACUGGUAUCAGGUGAAACGCAUGCAUGACGAGCGCAAGAAGAAGCCGUCGGAGAGGAGUGCGGGCAGGACUGGCGCCUGUGGAGGCGCUGUUGGUUCUGGGGACGGGUUUUUUGAGGAGCUUAAGAAGAGUAAGCCAACUUUAGGAGCAGCAGCAGGAGGAGGUAAACAAUCCCACAGAGCCUCUAGUCAGGAGUUACCUCGUAGACAAUCAGUGGACCGACAGAACUCUAUAGAGAGAGGAGCAGCUGCAGGAGGACCCUUUCCUCCAGGACUUCCUCAGAGCUCUCCCUGUGGCUCUCCUGGACAAUCCCCACCUACUGGUUUCUCCCUCUCCCCCACUGCUGCCUGUGGCCCAGGAGGAGCAGCUCUGCGGGGUUCCCGUCAGCUGGGAGAGUUUCUAAAAUCAGCCGUCCACAUGGACCCGCAGAGGAAGCACCUUCUGAUGGGGGGAGCCCUCAGCAGGAGCGGCGGCUGCUCGGUGGGAGCCGGCGCUGGAGGUCCUCACCUGGACCCCGGGUCCGUCCUUCCCCUGCCGCUGUCCCUGGCCCUGCCGCUGCACCACCGCCUCACCUCUGGCAGUAUUGGUGACGGUGCCCACCCUCACCCGGUUCAGUUCCUGAGGAGGCUGGACCUCUCGGAGCUCCUCACCCACAUUCCUCGACAUAAACUCAACACCUACCACGUCCGCAUGGAGGACGAUGCCCAGGCCGGCCAGGGGGAGGAGCUGCGCAGGUUCAUCCUGUCGGCCCUCAGUGCGAGCCAGAGGAACGUGGUCAACUGUGCGCUGUGCCACCGGGCGCUGCCCGUGUUCGAGCAGUUCCCCCUGGUGGAUGGAACGCUGUUUCUCAGCCCCUCGCGCCACGACGAGAUCGAGUACGACGUCCCCUGUCACCUUCAAGGCAGGUUAAUGCACUUGUACGCCAUCUGCGUGGACUGUCUAGAAGGCGUCCACAAGAUCGUCUGCAUCAAGUGCAAGUCGCGCUGGGACGGGAGCUGGCACCAGCUGGGCACCAUGUACACGUACGAUAUACUGGCUGCCUCGCCGUGUUGCCAGGCUCGUCUCAACUGUAAGCACUGCGGGAAGCCGGUGGUGGACGUCCGCGUCGGGAUGCAGUAUUUCUCCGAGUACAGCAACGUCCAGCAGUGUCCUCACUGUGGCAACCUGGACUAUCACUUUGUCAAACCGUUCUCCUCCUACAAAGUACUCGAGGCCUAUUGACAAAUGUGGUUCACGCGUGCUAGUUCAGGUGCUUCUGUUCUCAUUGUUUUUUCAUUUUUAACACAAUCUAGGAAAAGAUUUUUUUUUUUUGAGGGGGGAGGGGUGGGGCUUAAAGGUGGUUUUAUGUUUUCAAGUUCUCACUCUUGUUUUAUUUUCUAUGUAUAGGGAAAAAGUAUGACUCUAGUUUUAAAAAAGGAUGAAUAAUUCAUAAAUAACAGUUCCGGGUACAGUAUAUACAGUAUAUCUCUGCUGAUUAAAGAAAAGAAAGGUGUUGAUAAAAGUGUGUCAGGUCAAGCGAACACAUUUAUCCAAGUGACAAGUGAAUGUAUCCGUAUGCCAAAAUUUGCGUUCAUUUUUUAUUUUUUACCAAAACAAAAAGGAAAAAAAAAAAAAGCAAAGAUGAAGCUUGAAUAAAGCAGAGAAGGAUACGCA